Messenger RNA from Aspergillus pseudoviridinutans, 1509 nucleotides. Its product is annotated as flavin monoamine oxidase family protein. The coding region runs from base 1 to 1509 and encodes 502 amino acids. The record is from RefSeq and is a predicted model, not a curated record. The transcript has 4 exons. Gene Ontology annotation, molecular function: oxidoreductase activity. NCBI's taxonomy places the organism in Eukaryota, Fungi, Ascomycota, Eurotiomycetes, Eurotiales, Aspergillaceae.
AUGCUAUGCUGCCUGAUAAGCGCGGCUGCAGAUAAGGAUAAGUACGACGUGGUGGUGGUUGGCGCCGGGCUCAGUGGCCUCCAAGAUGCUCACUCGGUGCGGGCAGCGGGCUUCAGCGUGUGCGUCUUGGAGGCUACCAACCGCAUCGGCGGGAAGACGUUGACCGUCCAGUCUUGCGAAAAAGGUUUCAAUGAUCUGGGUGCAUCCUGGAUCAAUGAUACCAACCAGAGCGAAAUGUUCAAGCUAUACCAGCGGUAUGGUAUUGACACCGAAAUCCAACGCGACAGUGGAGAAACCCUUCUGCAGGCAGCGGACGGGUCAAUUGCCAAGGUACCAUUCGGCACUCUGCCUGGAAAUCUGGAAGUAAUGCUAGCGCUGCUUGAGGUGUUUCGAACCGAAUGCGCGCUGAUCGACUUGGACAACCCGACCAAAACUGCUCGCGCCAGAGAGAUCGAUCAACUCACGUUCCGCGAGUUCUGCGUUCAACAAGCACAGUCGGACGAUGCAAUUGAGAUCUCUAACUUACUGUCCACAUGCGUGGCCGGGGUGGAGAGUGACGAAGUCAGUGCCCUGUUUAUGCUGCUCUACUUCAAGAGUGGCGCUGGGAUCGACAACAUUAUCUCGGACCAGAAAGACGGCGGACAAUACCUGCGAAACCGACAAGGAAACCAAAUAAUUUCCCAGAAGAUGGCAGAGGAGCUUGGCCAGAACUGCGUCUUUCUCCGCAUGCUGGUUACUUCUAUUGACCAGUCGCGAGAGGGACGCUGUGUUGUCUCCACGGAGGGCGGCCUGAGCUUUUAUUCUGGAAGAGUGAUCGUCUCCAUCCCUGCAUCUCUGUAUCAUCAAAUUGCCUUCAAACCUGCGCUGCCGGGGCAAAAGGCUAUAUUGAGCGACAACACGGCAGCGGGAUAUUAUAGCAAAUUGAUCUACGUGUUCAACGAGCCUUGGUGGCAAAAAGCUGGGUUCUCGGGUGUCCUAGAUUCUGACAAGGGCCCAAUCACUUUUACUCGGGACACAAGUAUCCAAACUGAUGACCAGUGGUCGAUUACUUGCUUUUUGGCUGGUGACAAAGGCAGGAACUGGUCUAAGCUGCCCCGGGCCUCCCGCCACCAGAAGGCCUGGGAGCAGUUCAGUCAGAGAUUUGGCGAAUUUGUCGACGUUCCUACGCCGACCAACACAUUGGAGAUGGAGUGGUCCAAGGAGGCUCAUUUUCUUGGUGCUCCUUGCCCAAUCACAAUUCCGGGGGUACUCACCAAUAUAGGCGGUGAACUGGCCACGCCUGUUGGGCGGGUGCAUUUUGUAGGCACUGAGACCUCCAACCAGUGGCGUGGAUACAUGGAGGGCGCUGUCCGAUCUGGCCAGCGUGGAGGCGCUGAGGUGGUCAAGGCAUUGUUAGUAGAGCCUGCUGCCUGUCUGCGAGAUAGCAGUUAUCUUAGUGUAUCCUUCUAUGGAAAUCGAUGCGAGUGUCUUUCUGCAGAAGGGAACAACAAUAAUACAGUAGUAGAAUGA